Penicillium taxi is the source of this 207-nucleotide messenger RNA. RefSeq lists its product as uncharacterized. The transcript has a single exon. Lineage: Eukaryota; Fungi; Ascomycota; Eurotiomycetes; Eurotiales; Aspergillaceae. The coding region runs from base 1 to 207 and encodes 68 amino acids. The record is from RefSeq and is a predicted model, not a curated record.
AUGCCAUGCUGGGAUAUGAUUAUAUGCCGCUGGAUGCAACAAUACCCCCAAGCUAUGGAGAGAUACAUGGAGGAUGAGCCAUGCAAUGGAAUUUCAUCGUGCGCGUGGCUCCCAGAUGAUGAACUGGCUGUCUGUACCUCCGAUACCGCCGAAGAUAACCGCGCUGACUUCCAGAUCUCAGGCGGUACUAUACGCGCACAUCUGUAG